Molecule: messenger RNA, 2493 nt
Organism: Ylistrum balloti
Lineage: Eukaryota; Metazoa; Mollusca; Bivalvia; Pectinida; Pectinidae
Product: PRKC apoptosis WT1 regulator protein-like
Exons: 6
Coding region: 202-1434 (410 amino acids)
Biological process (GO): apoptotic process; positive regulation of apoptotic process
Cellular component (GO): cytoplasm
Source: RefSeq, a predicted model, not a curated record
UACACACACAGCUUGAACGGAAGCGAAGUGAGGUAAGGGUAUGUAUGACAGCUCAAUUAUAGACUCUGUGUUCAGGUAGAUGAAACAAACAAGUAUUGAAAUAUGCCGAGUCUCAAAGCGACCGCAUUACGCACCUUCAUAGUGAGUAAACUCGAGACUUGACAAUUCUACCUGAAACUGAGAUCAUUAAUUGAUGAUAACAUGGCGUCAAGUUCAGUGAGUCAGGAGAGCUUAGAUACGGAAGAUUUUGCAAUCAGUAUCCGUAAAAGUAAGAUACGCAACAUGCGCGCUCGAGGGUUGAAUCCACUACCCCGGAGUACGGAUCGAGAGAGAGAGGAGGAUUCCUGCGACAUUCCGUGUGACCAGGAUACACCAGGAUGGGGUGUCAUCCCGGAGCACGAGUCUCCAUCCCGGUGCAUAGCUACAAGCCGGACGAAGGAUAAGCGUACUCGACCAAAUCACCUGCACAAAGGCAAACUGCCAAAGGACAAAAGGAAACUGAGGGAAAAAAGAAGGAGCACUGGAGUAGGCCUUGGAGGUCUCGCACACCUUCCAUCAACCGAGAGCACUGGUGACUCUUUGGAUGAGGAUGAUGAGGAUCCUAAAGGUUCCACAGAGACCAAACGAAACACAUCCUACAAUGAAAUCAUUGACGAGGACAACCCUCAGACACCCUCAGAUGAUCGCCAUAUCCCCAAAGGUUUUAUUUCCAGGAGAACUAAGAGUCCAUCUGAUCUUGAAGCUGACUUGGAAGACAACCAAGAUUAUGACAGUACCGUCAGUCAAUCAGAGACCAACUUGACUUUAAUUGGAAAACCAGAUUCCAAAGAAUCAAACUAUAAACACAUUCCGAAAUAUGGUCCUGGAAGUAAUGUAGACAUUCCAUCCACAAAAGUGUCUCAUAUCAAACCUUACAGCUCUCCAAACAUCUGUGAUACCAAGCCUCUCUCAUCCUCAUCAAGCUCUCUUCAGGGCAGUCAUCAUAGUAGGUAUGGAUAUUCUACUAACGCAGCUGAGUGGCAGGAAGCAGAAGAGAAUAGCGUAGUGAAAAAGGAUUUACCCGUGAUAAAGCCUUUGACAUCUGUAGUGAACAGAUACAAGGAAAGUAAAUCAGACAGUGACAAUAAUGGUUACAGUGGUUUCCGUCACCAUGACAACGUUCAGAGAUCAGGGGUCAGCCACAAACUCUUCUUAAAUCGGUCCAAAGCAAACGAAAGCCUGGAGCAGUUAUUGGAAAAAGAAAAAGAAGAAAACAGGAAACUGAAGGCAAUGUUAGAAUCAAAAGAUAAGAAAAUUGCAGAGCUGGAAAAGGAAGUUUCUUCUUUAAACAAGGAUCUUGAGGACUUUGAUGAUGAAAACCAGAAAUUGGUAUUGGAAAACAACUCUCUGAUCCGUGCAGUGUCUAACCUCAGCAUUACUAGUACAGCUGUGUAGGACAUACAAGGAAACAGAUGUGUUGGAUACACACCAGUUCACCUGAAUAGGACAGCUGUGUAGGACAGACACUAGUCCAUUUUAGAGCAGACACCAGUUCACCUAUGUAGGACAGACACAUGUACAGCUGUGUAGGACAAUGAUAUAUUUGUAUAGGACAGACACUUCUAAUGCUGUAGAGGACAAACACUAUUACAGCUGUGUAGGACAGGCAUUAAGACAACUGUUUAGGACAGACAUUAUAACAACUGUGUAGGACAAAAAAGUGGACAGCUGUGUUGGUCAGACACCAGUUCACCUGCAUAGGACAGACACUUGUACAGCUGUGUAGGACAGACACUUUUACAGCUGUGUAGGACAGUAGACACUGAUAAAAUUGUAUAUUAGGACACCUGUGCAGGACUGACACUAGUGCAGUGUGUAGGACAAACACUAGAACUACUGUGUAGGACAGACAAUGAUACAUUUGUGAAGGGCUGGCACUACUGCAGCUAUGUAGGACAGAUGAGUAGGCUAUGCACAAGGACCUUUGUGAUGGACAGAGCCAUAUAGGACAGACAUUUGUGUAGGACAGACACUACUGUAACUGUAGAGGACAGACACUAUCGCAGAUGUGUAACACCGACAGCCAGACAUUUGUGAGGAGCUGACACUACCAUUAGCUGUGUAGGACAGACAGUAGAACAUGUACAACUAUCAGACAGACUUUAGGACAACUGAGACUCUAGGACAGAUAUUUAGGACACAUCCUUUCAUCUCUGAGUGAAGGUGCAUCAUAAUCAGUAGGCCAAGGUCACAAGAUUGCUUCGCUUUCCAUACAUGGUCAAGGAAAUCAUUUGGCAGAAGUUUUUUGUCUUGAUAAAGUGCUUUUUCAGCGGUUUCCUUUGAAUACUUAUUUAUUGUGACAGAUCUGCAAUACCUGCGUAAUUAAUUGAAUGUUCUAUCAGUGCUAAUGCUGUUAUAUCACAACUUGUUCAACAAUGUAUAUUGUAUAAUUAUUUACCCUUGACUAGUAAAUGUAAACAUUGUGUAUGUAUUGUUUCACCAUUAAUAAACAGA